AUGAACUCCCCCCGCGCCUCGGAGAAAAUGCUCCGGCGGCGCGCCCAAGUGCGCAUCAACCAGCAGCGCUACCGUCUCAAGUUGCAAGACAUCAAUGCCACUCGGGUCUUGGAGGUGACGGAGCUGGCGCACGACAUUGCACGCUGCCAAGGUCGCAUCGAAAUCCUCGAACGUUGCGUAUUGCGCUUGCACGAGCCCGAGGUGGGCAUCGUGCUCGAGUACUUUCGCCUCUUUCGCUCGGGAUAUGCUCCGCACCAGCCGGAUCUGCACGAGCAACAAGUCGCGCUUGUCAACGCUAUCAUUGAGCCCAACUUGGUCUUCCAAGGCGAGGCCCGUGUGGAGAAGCUAUGGGAACAAUGGCGUCUCGCGCAUGCACUGUAUGCAACGACCGAGAUGGAGCCACCGCGAAUUGACACUAUUUGCGUCGAAGAGACGACAAUCCUUCGCGUCUCGACCACCAUUCACCUGGGCUUGUCGUGGCGGUCCGUGGCGGUCCUUUUCCCCCAGGCGGCUGACCAACACCACCUCUCAAAGCGGCUAAUCGGUCAGGUGCUACACCUGCCUCUCGUAAAGCACUUUCACUUUACCGAAUCCGCGUGGCCAGACUCGACACGAUGA
Messenger RNA from Saprolegnia diclina VS20, 618 nucleotides. RefSeq lists its product as hypothetical. Lineage: Eukaryota; Oomycota; Saprolegniomycetes; Saprolegniales; Saprolegniaceae. The record is from RefSeq and is a predicted model, not a curated record. The transcript is spliced from 2 exons. Bases 1 to 618 code for a protein of 205 amino acids.